Molecule: messenger RNA, 5116 nt
Organism: Rattus norvegicus (Norway rat)
Lineage: Eukaryota; Metazoa; Chordata; Mammalia; Rodentia; Muridae
Gene: Elfn1
Product: extracellular leucine-rich repeat and fibronectin type III domain containing 1
Biological process (GO): synaptic membrane adhesion
Cellular component (GO): membrane
Source: RefSeq, a predicted model, not a curated record
UAGGGGAUAGAAUACAAGCGACUCGGUCAGUGUUCCGGGAACCCUGAGAGGGGUGGGGCGGACUGCCCAAGGCUCAGGGUCCCAGAGGGGUCAACUUAGAUCCCCGGAGGACACACACACACACACACACACACACACACACACACACACACACGCUAGUGGGAGGGAAUCCACAACUCGGAACCUUCCGGGAAUGGGAAGGUGCCAAGCUGAUUGAUCUCACGCCUCCCGGUCUCUCAGCCCAAGGGGGUGGUGACCUGCAUUGCAGAGAGGAGGGACUGUGAAGGGGGUCGGUGACCUUAGGAGAGAGCAAGUACCUGGUGGGAAGAGAGAAUGUUGCAUCUCUGAGGGCUUGACAACCUUAUACCAUCUCCUAUUCUCCCCGCCCUGUCGCCCGCCCGGUGAAACAAUCGUCCCCGCGGGUGGUGCUGUGACACCCGCGCUUACAUAGGGUCUGACUUCGGGGUCAACUUCUACAUGGCUUUGUGCGGGUGCGUGUGUGUGCACAGCCGUGACUGUACGCGCGUGCACAUCUACGCCUCUCGUUCCCACCUCCCAGCGCCACGAAGGGUCUCAACCCUAUGACACUCGGGGACUUGGGCUCCUCCACGGCUCUCAGCUCAGUGGCCUGGGACGCGGGCAGGGGACGCAGGCAAGGCCAGGAAAAGGAGGCGAGGCUGUAUCUCGGCGUCCUGAGAUGUCCCCCAGGCUCCAGUCAACUUCCCCUCGGGGAACCCUGGUCCCCUCCCAGGGCCACCGAUGGACAUGCAGCGGCCCCCGCCUCUGCUCCGGUCCCCUCCCCGCGCGGCUCCCACGUCCGACCUGCCUCGCGCUCACAAAAUGAACCACCGCCUCGCGUCGCCGCGGCCGCUGCCGCCGCGCCCGCUCCCGAGCUCGAGAGCCGGAGCCGCCCGGCCCCUUCGGCGUCGCCGGCGCCGCGGCCGCCCCGCCUGCCCGACCGGUCCGGGGCUGCUCCGAUCGCGCGGUCCCCGGCUCUUGACGCAGUGAGCGCCGCAGCCCGGCUCCCGCAGGCUCCUCUCCGCUCCGGGCGAGAGGCCGAUCCCCAAGCCCGGCGGGCUCCGGGAGGGGCGGGCAACACGGGAAGGGGAGGAGGUCUGUCUGGAGCCAGCGAGAACCCCAAGGAGGAAGAGGAGGAGGAAGCCGGGGCAGCCGCCACCGCCGCCGCCGCCGCCGCCGCCGCCGCCGCCUCCACAGUCGCCGGGGCGCUUCGGGGACUUGGGCGCGCGCUAGCGGGCGACCGAGCUUUCAGCCCUGGGGGCCACAAGCCGGUUCAGAGAACACUUCAGGCAGAGGAACCGGGCGAAGCCACCAGGACACACAGGCCCAUGGAAAAGCAAGCUGUGGUCACCUCAGGACCCGGGAGGACGACAAGGGGCGGUGGGCAGUGAGGGAGCCAUUCUCCCUCCCAGCACCUGCGCCAUGCAGCUUGGGACAGGACAUCUCUGACAGUGCAGGCAGUGCUAUAUCCCAUCCCUAAGUCCCCUGGGGAGGGACCACUGCCCAUCCCCCGCAUCCCCAAGGCAGAGUGUCCCAAGAUGGCUGGGCACGGGUGGGGUGCACCGUGGGUACUUGUGGCAGCCGCCACAUUACUGCACGCUUGUGGGCUGGCCCAAGGUGACUGCUGGCUGAUUGAGGGUGACAAGGGCUUCGUGUGGCUGGCCAUCUGCAGUCAGAACCAGCCGCCCUAUGAGGCCAUCCCCCAGCAGAUCAACAACACCAUCGUGGACCUGCGGCUUAACGAGAACCGCAUCCGCAGCGUGCAGUACGCGUCCCUCAGCCGCUUCGGGAACCUCACAUACCUCAACCUCACCAAGAAUGAGAUAGGCUACAUCGAGGACGGGGCCUUCUCUGGCCAGUUCAACCUCCAGGUGCUGCAGCUGGGUUACAACCGGCUGCGCAACCUUACGGAGGGCAUGCUGAGGGGCCUGAGCAAGCUCGAGUACCUGUAUCUGCAGGCCAACCUCAUCGAGGUGGUGAUGGCCAGCGCCUUCUGGGAGUGCCCCAACAUAGUCAACAUAGAUCUCUCCAUGAACCGCAUCCAGCAGCUUGGCAGUGGCACCUUCGCGGGCCUGACCAAGCUCUCGGUGUGCGAGAUUUACAGCAACCCUUUCUACUGCUCCUGCGAGCUGCUGGGUUUCCUGCGCUGGCUGGCAGCCUUCACCAACGCCACCCAGACCCACGACCGUGUGCAGUGUGAGUCUCCUCCCGUCUACGCGGGCUACUUCCUCCUGGGCCAAGGCCGCCACGGCCACCAACGUAGCAUCCUUAGCAAGCUGCAGUCCGUGUGCACUGAGGGCUCCUACACUGCUGAAGUGCUUGGCCCGCCCCGCCCGGUGCCCGGCCGAUCACAGCCAGGACAUUCGCCACCUCCGCCUCCUCCAGAGCCCAGUGACAUGCCCUGCGCUGAUGACGAGUGCUUCUCUGGAGACGGCACCACGCCACUGGUGGUCCUGACGACACUGGUCCCUCAGACAGAGGCCCGUCCCUCCAUGAAAGUCAAGCAGCUGACCCAGAACUCAGCCACCAUCAUGGUGCAGCUGCCCAGCCCUUUCAACCGCAUGUACACACUGGAGCAGUACAACAACAGUAAAUCGUUCACGGUGUCCAAGCUGACUCAGCCUCAGGAGGAGAUCCGCCUCACCAAUCUCUACACGCUCACCAACUACACGUACUGCGUGGUCUCCACGAGUUCUGGCACCCAUCAUAACCACACCUGCCUUACCAUCUGCCUGCCCAAGCCACCCAGCCCACCCGGCCCCGUGCCCAGCCCCUCCACAGCCACCCACUACAUCAUGACCAUCCUGGGCUGCCUCUUCGGCAUGGUGCUGGUGCUGGGUGCCGUGUACUACUGCCUGCGAAAGCGGAGGCGACAGGAGGAGAAACACAAGAAGGCCGUGGCAGCAGCCGCUGGCAGCUUGAAAAAGACCAUCAUUGAACUUAAGUACGGCCCUGAGAUCGAGGCACCCGGGCUGGCUCCGCUGACCCAGGGCCCGCUGCUGGGCCCUGAGGCUGUGACUCGAAUACCCUACCUGCCAGCUGCCACCAGCGACGUGGAGCAGUAUAAGCUGGUGGAGAGCGGCGAGACCCCCAAGGCCACCAAGGGGAACUACAUUGAAGUGCGCACAGGGGAGCCGCCGGAACGCAGAGGCUGUGAGCUGAGCCGGCCUGCCCCUGAAACCCAGAGCUCGGUAGCCGAGAUCUCCACCAUUGCCAAGGAAGUGGACAGAGUCAACCAGAUCAUUAACAACUGCAUAGACGCACUCAAGUCAGAAUCCACCUCCUUCCAGGGCGCCAAAUCAGGGGCCGUGUCCGCGGCUGAGCCGCAGCUGGUGCUGCUGUCCGAGCCUCUGGCCAGCAAGCACAGCUUCCUAUCCCCUGUAUACAAAGAUGCCUUUGGCCAUGGUGGCCUGCAGCGGCACCACAGUGUGGAGGCUGCGACCGGGCCCCCGAGGGCCAGCACUUCAUCCAGCGGUUCUGCACGCAGCCCUCGCACCUUCCGGGCUGAGACGGCCGGCGCACAUAAGGCCCCAGCCACCGAGACCAAGUACAUUGAAAAAAGCUCACCUGUGCCCGAGACCAUCCUCACUGUGACACCCGCGGCCACUGUGCUGCGGGCGGAGGCCGACAAGAGUCGCCAGUAUGGCGAGCAUCGGCACUCGUACCCCGGCUCUCACCCUGCCGAGCCACCUGCUCCGCCACCACCUCCACCCACUCAUGAGGGUUUGGGAGGCCGAAAGGCAUCUAUCUUGGAGCCUCUGACCCGGCCACGACCCCGAGACCUCGUCUACUCGCAACUGUCCCCGCAGUACCACAACCUGAGCUAUUCAUCCAGCCCCGAGUACACCUGCAGGGCAUCCCCAAGCAUCUGGGAGCGUCUCAGACUAAGCCGGCGGAGACACAAGGAUGAUGCGGAGUUCAUGGCGGCUGGCCACGCCCUGCGCAAGAAGGUCCAGUUUGCUAAAGACGAGGACCUGCAUGACAUCCUAGACUACUGGAAAGGCGUGUCUGCCCAGCACAAGUCCUGAACCUCCCCACCCCCACCUCCCACCCCCCCACCCCCCCACCCCCCACCCCGUUAGCAGGGCCAAAGGCAGCCUGGCCCUGUCCUCUCCGAAACUCGUGAUGCCCUUUGGACCAAAAAGGACAGACCAUCCACAGCAGCUAUCCCUGACUGAGACUCAACACUAAAUCCAACGUAUGUGCACAAUCAGGGGCCGCUGCGUUCCGCACCUGGCCCACAGGGACAGCUUGAGGAGGCCGCAGGUGGCCGCAACAGUAGAUAUACUAAUUUCCAUGUAAACUGUAAUGUGCCUGCUGCCUGGUGCAAGCAAGCAAGCAAGACACACACACACACACACACACACACACACACUCACACACACACACACACACUCACACACAAAUGCAUACACAUGCAUGUGCGCGUGCACACACAAACAUACGCACAUGCAUGCACACACUCUCACACACACACAUGCACAGACAUGCACACAUGGGACUUCGGAAAACUGUGUCUUAGGGGUGGGGGUGGGGGAGGGGAAGUUUUUCCAUUAUCUUUCCUGUUUUGAGUCUUCUCUUUCUUUUCCUCCUUUCUUCUCUCUCUCUCUCUCUCUCUCUCUCUCUCUCUCUCUCUCUUUAUUUUCUUCCUUUUUAAAAAUAUAUAUAUAAAAAUGAAAAUCUUAAAAAAAAAAGAAAGAAAAAAAGAAAGGAGAAAGAACUAAAUCACCUAGCGUGGGGUGCGUGACCAGUAUAGCCAGCUUCAAGGCACCCCCUAAAUAUGAUCUCCAGGCUGUGGAGUGCAAAGGGGUGGAGCCAAGGCAGAUGGGCCACUGGCCCUUGGCAGCAUCCAGAGGCUGUGGGACUCUAGUGGGGAGGUGGAGACUGUGCCUGGGGACCGGUCAGGGUGGCAAGAGGGGUGCAGGCUGGGAAACAUUGUGGGUCCCCCCCACCUCGGCCCCAUCUUCAUUGUAUACUGUAGUUGUUCUAUUGUACAGAAAAAAAAUCUAUAUUUGCAAAGUUUGCUGUAAAAUGAGAGAGAAAAAAAGACUAUGUCUACUUAAAAAAAAAAAAACUCAGCAAAGAAAAAAAAUCCAAA